CGGAGAGGCGACAGCAGCGGCUUUAGCAGCGACUUUUUACAGCGAAGUGUUAUUGUUUACAGUCACUAGCCUCGACCACAGAAACCCGUCCGUUACAUUCACAGCGACAAUGCGUUCAUAAAACAAGUCACUUGCAUUCGCUCCACAGUGCACCUCUUUGAAACAUGGAGUCAGAUGGCCCUGAAGCUCUGAGCAACCUCUGCUUGACUCAGGUGUGCCACAGUCUCAAUGUUCUUUGCAGUACGCGAGCAGAUGGAUCCCUGGCUUUUAUCCGGGCUCCGCUGUUUCCCCAAGAGAUGGCAGACCGACUUCUGCACAUGAUGGCAGCUAAAGGCUUGCUGAAUGACAGCACUGUUGGGAUUUUCCAAAACUACAAAGAGCUUCGCCUGCGCCACGUCUCCCUCCGUUCCUGUCCAGUGUCAAUAGCAGCAUUUCAGCUGGCCAUUUGCCCCCACAGGCUUCUGGAACUGGAUGCCUCCUGUGUCUCUGGAGAGCUUACCGUGGCGAAUAUCGUCUCAAGUUUGGCCGCUAAUGCGCCCUGCAGAUCCAGCUUGCAAAAGUUGACCAUCAAUGGAUUACCGCUGGAUUGGGAUUCUCUGGAACGCCAGGUUGGAUUCAGCUCCCUGCAGGGCCUCCGAGUUCUUAACCUUGCGAGUACAGGCCUCACAAAUGCCCCUCUGGAGGAUAUCUGUAUGCUUUCUCAGCUGGAAAGCUUGGACAUCUCCUCCAGUGUGGUCUCGGAUCUCACCCCUCUCCUCCAGUGCAAAAGCACCUUGAGGUCUUUGGUGGCUCACAGCCUUCGUCAUCUCGAUAUGUCACCUUCAAAUCUCCUUUCAGUCUUCGGCCAACUUCAGGCUCUCAGACAUUUGGAUUUUUCAGUCGAUCACUUCACCCCAAGUGACAGAGGUGAUGGAGAUAAGUUGGUUUGUCUUCUGUUAGAGGGUGGCUCUCAGUUCCUGCCCUCUCUUGUGUCCCUCGAUGUAUCUGGCCGGAAGUCAAUCACAGAAGCAGCAGUUAAAGCCUUUGUGAUGUCAAGAAGUGGCGAGGUUUUCUUGGGCCUGCUUGCGACAGGGCUCAGCUCCUGUAAUAUACUCUCGACGCUCAAAAACCUCAAGGUCGCGGGAGAAGCCAAUGAAAAGCAAAUUUGUGAAGCCCUGAGAAGAUACAAAGAGAGAGAGUGCUUCAUCCGAGAGGCUCUCGUCCAUCUCUACAAUAUGACGGUCGACACCGAUGAGCCUCAGCCUGAACUGCUGAAGCUGGUUCUGAAAGCUAUGGAGAGUCACCCCACCUCUCUUCACGUCCACCUGGUGGCCGCUGCAUGUGUUUUCAACCUGACCACUCAGAACCUCGCAGCUGUGAUGCCCGUCAGCCUGAUCAGCUCGGCCGUCGCUCAGCUGCUGCACAGCAUGAAGAUAUUUCCCGACCAUCAGCAGGUGCAGAAGAACUGCAUGCUGGCUCUCUGCAGUGACUACAUCCUGCAGGAAGUCCAUUUCGACAGGUACUUGGCAUCCACGCUGGUCAUUAACUGGCUGAGCAGCCACGAGGAGCAGACCCUGCAGAGGAUGGCGGUGGCGGUCAUCUCCGUCCUGGUGGCCAAGCUAUCUCCGGCCGAGAUCGAACAGCUCAGCAAGGAUGCCUCAAUUAUGAAGCAGCUUUUAGCGAUAGUUCAGCAGAAGGCCAUGGUGGGCGUGUUGGACUCCACUCUAAAGUUUGCCCUGAGCGCCUUGUGGAACCUUACAGACGAGACUCCCACUGCUGCUCGUAACUUCAUCGAGUGCAACGGUCUGGAGCUGUACGAGGAAGUUCUGGAGUCAUAUCACAACGAGGCUUCGGUCCAGCAGAAGAUUCUCGGACUGCUGAACAACCUUGCCGAGGUGGAGGAGCUGCAGUCAGUGUUGAUGGAGGAGGACUUGAUCGAGCACAUCCUCGGGCUCCUGCAGAACCCUGACGUGGAGUUGGGGGUCCGCUACUUUGCCGGGGGGAUUCUUGCACACCUGGCCUCCCGACCUGAGUCGUGGUCCCUGGACGAAGAGCUGCAUAGCACCACCCUCCGACAGCUGCAUGCUUCAAUCAAGACCUGGACACACCUGGACAGAGAGAUGGUCUCGUACAGAUCGUUCCGCCCGUUUCGCCCUUUGCUUCAGACUUGUCAACCCUGUGGGGUUCAGAUGUGGGCAGUUUGGGCAAUUCAGCUGGUGUGCACCCAAGACACCUCACAUUACAGCAGGAUUCUCCUGCAGGAAGGAGUGGAGGAGCUUCUUCAGUCUCUGACCUCUCAUCCCGACACACACACAGACGUGAAGGAAGCAUCUGAGAACAUCCUGCGCAUGCUGGAAGACUCUGACCACUGUCAGUCCCGCAGCUCCUGACAUGGCUGUCCAGACGCGGGAGACAGAAUUUCAGGAGACAGUGGGUGACAAGUCCAAACGUAAAUAGCGUUACGCUGAGUAGACCGGAAGACAACACAGGAAAACAGGAGAAGGUGUGGAGGAGCCUGCACUUAUAACUUGUGACAAUCCUGUUCGCAGAAUUGUGCUCAGGAGUGACCUUGUGUCUGUUGAAAUCAUGGAGGAGGAAACUUUGCAGAGGCGAAUGUGCAGGUACAUUUUGUAGUAGAGGCCUGAAAUCACUGCAACACUGCAUCGCAAUACUUAUUAUGAUUUAACAUCCUGUGAAUAAUAUGACCGAAUGAAAUGCAUUAAAACAUUCAAUAGCUUUUAUCUUUGGUGCUCAUGUCAGACAGAUUAUCACCUUUAUUGACUGUUUUUUUUAUUUAAUAAAAAGAUAUAUUUCAGUUAUAUCAGAUGUACAAAGUAUCUUCACGUUUUACAUGACUUUACUUGUGAUUAGUGGAUGGUAAUAUUUCCCAAUAUUCAGUAUUAAAAUGUGUUUAUGAGCGUCAAGUAUGCCCCGCAGCUCAUCAAAAAUGGGCUGCCUUGAGAUUCUUGGUAAAUACCAUCCGCAAAAAAGAACUUGAAACGUUGAGGCGCUUGCAAAAAUCCCCCAGCUGUCACUAGGGGGUGCCUUAUUACUGCUGCUCUCCAGAUCCUGGAAACCAGUUAAAAAAAAAAAAAAAAAAGAGUCAGUGGGUUUUGCUUUAAGGCCCAAGUGGAAAGAGGUCACCCUAAAUCCUGCUUGUUCUUCCGCCUGUCUGGACCGAAGGCCUCAUUAUGAAGGAGCGCGUCUCUCCUCAUCCUCCAUCGUUCUCUCGCUCCCUCUGGGCUUCUGGGGCUGAAUUCAUUAAAUUUAUGUAACACAGCUGGAAGAGAGACGUGCUAAUAGGCGUCUCCAGUCUAUUCCUAGUCGCUCUAUUAAUAAUUCCUUUUGAACAGCGGAUCAGUACACAUGGGUUUCAGCCAGAAGUUCAACUUUUGAAAGACCUAUAGAAGUUUUGUUUUCUUUCAUGAGCGUUAGCUCUCUGAUGGCUGAAACUGCCUCUUUAUCUGUCUAAAAGCUUGUUUUCACUGCUUAAGCUCAACACUAUAAAAAGGAAAAGAGGCUUUAAAAAAACAUUUUUCUGCAUUUAUCAGUACCAGCCAAAAUCUGCUGAGUAAGAGUAAUGAAGUUAAUGGUGAAUAUAGUGUAGCACUUCCCCAGAAGAGAUGGAGAUGUAUCACAAUCUCCUCAGUUAUGCACCUUGACUAUCCUACUUCUGACACCAUCAGCCAGUCAUACCUUGACCAUGACUGGAGAAAAGUGACGGGUAGAUGAGGUUUCAUGAAACAGUGCCAUGAUUCUCAGAGGCCACCAGAUGGCACUGUCUGCUGUAAAACGUUUGGACUUGAGCAACUAAUUCACGGCAUUUUUAAAGCAAGUGUACCAUCUAGUGGCCUCUGAGAAUUAGGACACUGUUUCAUCGACCCCGCAAUACUGUUUCAUGAUGCCUCAUCUAACCAUCACUACCGGUGACCAUGUGUGGUUAUAAGGUGGGAGUCGAUCCGCUGGAGCAAAGUUGCAGUGUCAUUGCUGAGCUCGGCAAAAGGGCUCAGGUUUGCAGGGGGAGUAUCCACUUUCAAAUGAAACAAAAGAGGGUUGAGAGGAGAAAAGAUGCCACCAACUGUGAAGUAUUGUCAUCCAUUACUUGUGUUAAUGAGGUCGCCCUACAUUAGUAAUGCAGCGGCUCCUGUACAGAUCAAAUUCAUUUCCAAUAAGUCCGCCCUGAUUUUCAAACUUUCAAGUCGACGGCCGCUCUGCUUUUAUAAAGUGAGCAAAUUGGAUUGUAAAUACAGAGUUGAUCCCUGACGCUGUUGAGGCUCACCCCGCCUGCUUCUCUGUUCCAUUAGCCGCCUGCCAGUCAUCCUGUCUCGCCGUCCACGUCAACGCCGCUCCUCAGCAGCGACUCCUCCAUUAUUAAGCUCAUCUUUUAAUCUUAGCUCCUCAGUGUCACUUAAUCCUGCAGAAGUGAAUGAGUUUAACAGCAGUUCAACAAACUUGGAAGUCGCAAAGCACGCGACGUCAUUCAAGCUAGCCCAGCAAAACCAGCACUUCAUAACAUGCCAAGUGACUGGUACUUUGGGUGUAGCGGAUCUUCGUCCAUAAUCCAAAGUCUUUCAAUAUUUUGCAAGAACUGCUGAAAAAAUGUAUUUUAAAAAGUACAAGUAAUUAUUUAUUUUUUUGCUUAUUCUUUUCUGAUCAUUGUUUGACAAAGGAAGAGAAGAUUUGUUGUGUUUCUGUCCUUUAAACUUAAAUUUUCCAUCCGUCUGCACAGUCUUGUGUAGUCACCUUCACCAAGGGUUUUUGGUUAUGACACCACACUGCAAUAAUGUGGUGCCCUGAAAAAUGUCUCCUGUGCAACAAAGUUUAUAAAAGAUGAAUCUGUUUUUGCAUUGACUUCUCUAUUUAAUUCAUCAAAUAAAAAAUAUUAAAUUAUUGAAUCAACAUUGACUGCUCGAGUUCCAGCCCCGAUAUAUUUCUUUAUAUUAACAGUAUUUUACAAAACACACAAGCACACAAAUGUCAUCAUGGAAAAUAAGAAAACUGUAAAAAGACCUAGGACAUGACAACAAUAAAAUGUGUAUUGUGUCUUUAAAGGUGAAGCAAUGCCCUCAUCAUAUUGUAAUUAUACUGUAAUUACAAAUCAAACGCUCUCGGUUGGUAAGAACAGAAC
Molecule: messenger RNA, 5107 nt
Organism: Synchiropus splendidus (mandarinfish)
Lineage: Eukaryota; Metazoa; Chordata; Actinopteri; Syngnathiformes; Callionymidae
Product: protein zyg-11 homolog
Exons: 14
Coding region: 165-2369 (734 amino acids)
Cellular component (GO): Cul2-RING ubiquitin ligase complex
Source: RefSeq, a predicted model, not a curated record